This is a messenger RNA of Solanum stenotomum, 1845 nucleotides long. Its product is annotated as putative disease resistance protein RGA3. The coding region runs from base 1 to 1845 and encodes 614 amino acids. Gene Ontology annotation, biological process: defense response to other organism. The record is from RefSeq and is a predicted model, not a curated record. NCBI's taxonomy places the organism in Eukaryota, Viridiplantae, Streptophyta, Magnoliopsida, Solanales, Solanaceae. The transcript has a single exon. Gene Ontology annotation, molecular function: protein binding; ADP binding.
AUGGCAGAAACUAAGAGCUUUCUUGCAAUGAUCCUCGAACAUUUGACAAAGAGAAAAGUCGAGGUCCAGAGCAGAGAUAUAAUAGUCAAGAUGCUCCGAGAUGAACUGAAAGGAAGAAAGUACUUGCUUGUCCUGGAUGAUCUGUGGCAUGUGGACCCAUUAUUGUGGCAUGAGUUCUUGAACACCUUGAGAGGAAUAAAUACAUCCCGAGGAAACUUCAUUCUCGUGACAACUCGUAUGGAACUGGUGGCAUCCACAGUAGCAACAAUAGGUCCUCAUAUGUUGGAAAAAUUAGCAGAAGAUCAUUGUUGGUCCAUUUUCAGACAAAGUGCAUUUGUUGUUGGGGAAGUUCCGGAGGAAAUGCUGAGCAUGAAGAACAAGAUUGUUGAAAUGUGUCAAGGUCUACCGUUGGCUGCAAAUGUAUUGGGAGGCCUCUUAGGCAACAAGGAUAAACAUGAAUGGCAGGCAAUUCUUGAUGGCAACCCCCUUGUUGCAGGGGAAAAUAGCAUAAUGAAGAUCCUAAAACUAAGCUAUGAUUAUCUACCAUCUCCACAUCUGAAAAAAUGUUUUGGCUACUUUGCAAUGUUUCCAAAAGAUUUUGAGUUUGAGAAGGAGCAACUAAUCCAACUCUGGAUGGCAGAAGGGUUUCUUUGUCCAAGUCAAGAGAUCCCUGUGAUGGAAGACGUAGGGAACAAGUUUUCUCAACAUUUGUUGAAAUAUUCCUUGCUGCAAGAUUUUGAGCUAGAUGAGCACAACAAUAUAACACACUGUAAGAUGCAUGAUCUUGUGCAUGAUUUGGCUGGAGAUACAUUAAAAUCUAAACUAUUGGAUACGAAAAGUGUUGGAGGUGAAAAUCUUUCUCAAGCUCGAUACUUUGGAUGGGACUCACCAAGUGAUCAAAUGGAUAUGAUUAUUGAGCCAGGACGUUUAUGCACAUUGUUCUGGAAAAGCAAUAUAUCUGAUGAUAUGCUAUUGAGCUUUCAGUUCUUGAGAGUUUUAAAUUUUUCCGGAUCAGGCAUCAAGGAGUUGUCAGCCAAAAUCAGCAAGCUAAUAUACUUGAGAUAUCUUGAUCUCUCGAACACUUGGAUCGAAGACUUUCCCAACUCCAUUAGCAAGCUCUACAAUUUGCAAACAUUUAGAGUCAAUGACUGUUCUUCACUCAGGAAGCUUCCAGGAGAAAUGGCAAGUAUGGUAAGUUUGAGACACAUAUAUUACCAAUCAGAAAUUCAUGACCAGUUUCAGAUGCCACUUAAUAUGGGGCAAUUGACCAGUCUUCAGAUGCUACAGUUUUUCUACGUAGGUUUAGAGAAAGGUCGUCGAAUUGAAGAAUUAGGUCGUUUGAAAAACCUUAGAGGUGAACUGACGAUCAAAUGUCUCCAAUUAGUCGGAAAUAAAGAAGACGCUCAAACAGCAUAUAUAAAGGAGAAACCAAAUAUCUACAAGAUGGCAUAUUUAUGGUCCCAUGAUGAAUCAGAAGGCUGUGAGAUCAAUGAUGAGCAUGUGUUGGAUGGUCUUCAACCGCAUCCUAACUUGAAAACCUUAUCAGUAGUGGACUAUUUAGGGACUAAAUUUCUUUCAUCGUUCAGUGAAGAGUUGCUACCAAAUUCGGUCAAGUUGAAAUUAAGUGGUUGCAAAAGGUGCAAAGAAAUCCCAUCCCUUGGCCAACUGAUAUUCCUUCGGCAUCUUGAGCUGGUAGGAUUCCAUGAGUUGGAAUGCAUUGGACCUGAUUUAUAUGGUGUUGAGAUUAGCAAUAUUGGUUUAAGCNGUCAAGUUGAAAUUAAGUGGUUGCAAAAGGUGCAAAGAAAUCCCAUCCCUUGGCCAACUGAUAUUCCUUCGGCAUCUUGA